AUGCUCGAGCAGAUCACAGGUUCGCUGCAGGUCAGCCUCACGAAGAUCCUGGCCCUUUUCGCCGUCUCCUGGCUGAGCUGGUUCGUCGGCUCGACGCUCAUCGCCUACAACAAACUACGACAUAUCCCCGGGCCACCGUUGGCCGGUCUCACGAAUUGGUGGUGGAUCAAGGCAGCAAUCUCGGGGAAAGGGCAUCUUGCCCUGAAACACGCGUGUGAUCGUUAUGGAACCAUUGCGAGAAUUAGUCCGUCCAUGGUGGUGACCUCGGACCUGGAACUGUACCGCAAGGCCAAUGCCAACAGGAUCAACGACUACUCCCGCGGCCCGUGGUACAAGGCAUUCAAGAUGGAUGCCGAGCGAGAAAACCUCUUCACAGAGCUCAACGACGAGAAGCACUCGAUGAUGCGCGCAAAACUUUCUCCAGGCUACUCGGGCAAAGAUAACCCUGAAUGUGAGCCCAGCGUCGACCAGAUCGUCAUGGACGUCGUCCACUUGAUCAAGCGGAAAUACCUCUCCGUGGGAGCCACCAUGAGACCGCUGGACUGGGCUCAACUGGCACAAUACUUCACGCUGGACGUGAUUACGUAUCUGUCUCUGGGGGAAGCAUUUGGGUUUGUCGCGGACGAUGACGACAAGUAUACAUAUGUGAAGUCGAUGGAGGACAAUUUCCCCAUUAUGAAUGUCUUUUCUGCAGUGCCGCUGCUGUCAGCCAUCGCGAGAAUUCCGACGGUACAGGCCAACCUUGUGCCUUCACCGAAAGAGAAGACUGGGUUAGGGAGGGUGAAAGCGGUUGCUCGGCAGAUCAUCGCUGGCCGUUUCUCUGGAGAGAAGGCAGGACGCUACGAUAUGGUCACUUCGUUCAAGAAUCAUGGCUUGUCAGAGCUCGAGAUCUCGGACGAGUCGCUGUUCCAACUCCUAGCAGGCUCCGACACGACGGCGACCAUCGUCCGUACCGGCUUCCUCUCCAUCUUGUCGAAUUCACACGUGUACCGAAAGCUGCAAGCUGAGGCCGCAGCAACAGACAUCCCCUUGGACAAGAUCAUCUCCUAUUCUCACGCGCUGAAACUGCCCUACCUGCAAGCUUGCAUCAAGGAAGCUCUGCGCCAGCACCCAGCUGCGGCGGGCUUACUCCCUCGAGUCGUGGGCGCACAAGGGGACACACACAAUGGCGUCUACCUUCCUCCCGGCACGGAGGUGGCCUUUUGCGCCUGGAACAUGCACCGCCACAACACAGAGGUGUACGGUGCCGAUGCCGAGAUCUUCCGGCCCGAACGCUGGCUUGAGGCUUCUCCAGAGCGCUUGGCCGUCAUGGAAGAGGCGCACCACCUCGUCUUCGGCAACGGCAGGUUCCGAUGUAUGGGCGAGAAUAUUGCAAGGCUGGAGCUGAACAAGAUCUUCUUCGAGAUGAUCCGGAGGUUCGACUGGAGCUUGGUCGACCCGGUCAACCCAUUUCAGAAGAACACGAAUUACGGGUUGUUCGUGCAGAAGGGUAUGUUUGUGAGAGUGAGCGAACUGGAAAGCUAA
Molecule: messenger RNA, 1524 nt
Organism: Fonsecaea erecta
Lineage: Eukaryota; Fungi; Ascomycota; Eurotiomycetes; Chaetothyriales; Herpotrichiellaceae
Exons: 4
Coding region: 1-1524 (507 amino acids)
Molecular function (GO): monooxygenase activity; iron ion binding; oxidoreductase activity, acting on paired donors, with incorporation or reduction of molecular oxygen
Source: RefSeq, a predicted model, not a curated record